This is a messenger RNA of Paramecium sonneborni, 240 nucleotides long. NCBI's taxonomy places the organism in Eukaryota, Ciliophora, Oligohymenophorea, Peniculida, Parameciidae. The record is from the annotation of a GenBank genome assembly.
AUGGACAAUAUUAUUGAAAACUCUCUUAACUUUUGGUAAUAAAGACUCAACAAUUCCUCUUAAACAGAAACACAAAUUUUGUAUAAGAAGAAAUAAAGAUCAAUAGUAGACAGAGUGGUGAUAGAAUCUGCAGAAUAUUGGAGAAAAAUUGCUGAUGAAUUUUCAUCAAAAAGUUCCACAAAUAGAUCUGUCUAAAGCUUAUCAUCAUAACCUCAUAAUUAAUAGAUUUCUGAUUGCUGA